CUUACACAUUCGUUCUAUGUUUCCUUCUUGGCUCGAAUUUAUAAAAUAUGAGCUUAAAUUCAGCUCUUAUUUUGUUUUUUUACUACUAUGUACAUUGUUUUAAUACUAAUUAAAUGUUUACUAAUACUUCAUUUGUUUUUUAAUGGUUCUUACUCUGUUUUAGUUCCUUCUCCCCUAAAUCUUUUUAGAAAUUUAAAUAAAAUUUUAGGUGAUUUGAACUCCAAUUCAAAAUCAUCCUAUUUAAACAAUUUAAGCCCAUAUAGUCGUCGCAACAUUAUAAAUUCCCCCUGUCUAGGCCAUGGAAACAAUAAACUAGACUUUUCAAAAGAAUUAAGAAUUCUUCCUAAUUAUAAAUAUUCUUGUAAAUUAAAAAAUUCUUCCAGAUUCCACAAAUUUUUCAUAUCUUCAUCUACACAUCUGUCCCUCCCAGAUCGUAGAUUUUUAGGAUUUGCCUAUAUUAUAAAAAAUGUUCGCGCAAUUAAGGAAUUUGACCUUUUCUCUCUUCCUAAACUAUCUAGGUCUAUUCCACAUUUUGAUUUAACCAAAGACCUGGAUAAAAUUCACGAACCGGAAGAACCAGAAAUUGAACCCAUUAAUGAUUUAGAAAAAGAAAGAAUAAUACACAAAGAAUUAGCCAAAGAUUUCAUUCCUGAUACAGAAACUUAUUCAAAAAAACGCUCGAAAAAACAAUUUAAUAAGGAAGCAAAUGAAAUUUGGAAAAAAUAUAAGCAUAUUUUUAAACCCUUGGAAACCUAUGAAGAGAAGCAAGAAAGAAUCGCUAAGUUACCGGUUACCAAAAUCAAUGUUGAAGGCGUAGAAGUGGAAGUGAGGAUGGGCGCUUUGGGCCAACCAUGGUAUAUUGAUAAAGAACAAGCUAAGAAACUGUUGUCUGCAUUUGAACCCGGGGUCCUAGACCAUAUUAAAACCAAUGAAUCUGAUAAUUAUGUUUACUUCCCGUUAAUAAAGGAAGAAGAAAAUAAGUAUUGGAUACCUCUGCCUGGAAUACCAGCAACCUAUUUUCCAGAAAUUAAGGUGCUCGACCAUAAAAGAGACAUACCAGAUUACGAUUAUGUGACUCUUUUGCACGAUUCAUCCAGAAACUAUUCCUGGACAUAUCAGCAGUCGACAGAUAAAAGAGCUAAAUCAUUUAACGGUGAUGGAAAACUUGACACUUUUGAAAUAGUUGACCAAAAAAUAGUGCCUAUUGAGGAAAAAACUAAAGAACUGUACAAACCCUAUGUACCCCGUGAUUAUUUUAAUGAACCAGAGGAUGCUUCUCAAUUCUAUCCCAGAAAAACACUAGACGUUGGAAUCUUUAGACAUCCAAGAAUGCAAGAUCUUCUAAAUUUGAAGUUCAAGAAUUUGUACAGCCCAGGAUACAAAGAAGAUCAAUUUGGAUACUUCAGAGAAUAUCAAAAUUUUUGGAAAACAGUAGAAUACAGAGAUAAUGGAGAGAAGCCAGGAUUAAGAUAUAAACAACUUGGGAAAACAGAUUUAAAAAUAUCAGAAGUUGGUCUGGGAACCAUGAUGUUCGGGUCAAGAAUCACAGAAUCUGAAGGCCAUGAACUCCUGGAUUAUGCCUAUAACAAAUUCGGAAUUAAUUUCUUUGAUACUUGUGAGCUGUAUCCAGUACCAUUUGCAUUUGGAACAUAUGGAAACUCGGAAAAGAUACUAGGAAGCUGGAUUAAGAAAAGAGGACAAGAAGUAAGAUCUAAAAUAGUAAUCUCCACACGAAUCGCAUGUAAUAAUGAUAACCUGAAAAUCAUAAGAAACUCAAAGGAUACUAGUUUGUCAAAAGGUAAUAUCAUAAAAUCAGUUGAAUCAUCUUUACAAAGAAUGGGAUUAGAAUAUAUAGACCUGCUACAGUUUAGUUGGCCUGAACGGUAUGUUCCAAUGAAUGAAAACGGAGAUUACGACCAAAUAUUUUUUGAUGUUACGAAAAUGGGAAAUUACGAUACUGGAAGAAUGAGAAAACAAGUAGAGGCUAUUGAUAUUCUGAUGAAAAGUGGAAAGAUCAAGGCUUGGGGACUUUCUAACGAAACUCCAUGGGGAGCUCUCAGAUUUACUCAACUAUCAAAGGAAUUGAAUGUACCACCACCUGCAACAAUACAGCUUAAUUAUAAUUUGUUGACCAGAAAUGAAGUUGAAAAGGGAUUCGUUGAACUCGCAAGACCUCAAAAUACAGGAAUCGGUAUUAUCGCAUACGGGCCACUUGCAGGUGGUAUUCUGACUGGUAAAUACUUGGAAUUUGUCGAAGCUACAACUUCCGGGAGAUUACUUAAAUUCCCCUCAUAUAUGAAGAGAUAUAGGGGAUCACUUGCAGCCAAAGCAGUCCAAGAGUAUUAUGAGGUUGCCAUGGAAUUUAAACUCCCAAAUUUGACUGCAAUGUCAUUGAAAUGGGUUUAUUCAAGACCUUUUAUAUUUUCAACAAUUAUAGGUUGUAACGAUAUGUAUCAAUUGAGGGAGAAUUUAUAUUGUCUGGAUCCGGAAAUCCCAAUGACUGACCUCAUGGAACGUAGGAUCAACCAAAUAUACUGGAAGUGGAGAGAUCCAAUAAGAAUUGUACAAUAAGUGUGUAGCAAAUAAAUUAAUCUAAUAAAUUAUCUCAA
Theileria parva strain Muguga is the source of this 2609-nucleotide messenger RNA. RefSeq names its product Aldo/keto reductase family protein. The record is from RefSeq and is a predicted model, not a curated record. The transcript is spliced from 11 exons. Lineage: Eukaryota; Apicomplexa; Aconoidasida; Piroplasmida; Theileriidae. Bases 88 to 2571 code for a protein of 827 amino acids.